AUGUAUACUUUAUACAAGUCUCUGCUCUUCGGCUCUCUAGCCACCUCAGUAUAUUGUGCCCCGACAACCUCUAAGGACGACCAAUGGCCUUUGGUUGCCAACGACAAAGAUCGUAACGACGAGUUUGAUCUUUCACCAAAUGCAGAGUAUGCGUUCUCUGGGAUUGCAACGUUCGCCAGGCUUCCAACGGUACAAUGUCUUAUCGAAGACGGUCCAGUAGACGAUAUUCUCGUCGUUGGCUUUCCAUUCGAUACCGCUACAUCAUACCGCACUGGGACCCGCUUUGGACCGAAUGCAAUCCGGCAAGGCUCUCGAGCCGUAUCACUGGCCGGACAUUACAAUUUCCGCCAAAGCAUAAACCCUUUCACUCAGAACGUCUCUAUCGUCGAUUGUGGCGACUUCCCAAUCUCUCCUUUCGACAAUGCUUUGGCUUUUGCGCAGAUGGAAGACUGGUCUGCUAGGCUUCUCAAUAGAGAAGUCAAGGCUCAAGACGGCGGUGUAACAUCGAGGAUCACUGGACGCAAGCAUCCACAAAUCGUAGCCCUGGGUGGCGAUCACAGUAUCUCACUUCCCAUCCUUCGAUCACUGCACAAGAUUCAUGGGCCUAUGUCAGCAAUUCACAUCGACGCGCAUAUCGACACUUGGUCUCCCAAGGUGUUUGCCGGCUCAAAUGGCGCUCCAAGUAAGCAGGCCGAGUUCGCCGACGGAACGCCCUACUACUGGGCUGGCAUGGAAGGUCUUUUAAGCAAGACCUCUGUCCACGCGGGCAUUCGCAGUACACUCGACUCUGCGGCGGACCUGGAGCUCGACGCAGAAGUCGGAUUCAAGAUAAUUCCUGCCGGCGCUAUUCUGCAGCGUGACGGUCUACAGAAAGUUAUUGAUACUAUCCGGAAGACAAUCCCUCAUGACGAGCCUGUAUACGUCUCAUUGGACGUGGAUGUGUUGGACCCUGCUUUUGCACCAGGAACGGCUGGUCCUGCAUCAGGUGGCUGGACACCGAGAGAGGUGAUUCAAAUUAUCAUCGAGGCUCUUGCCGGGAUGAAUAUCGUGGGUGUAGAUGUUGUUGAGAUACUUCCAGGGAUGGAUAGUGCUGAGGUCACAGGCAUUGCCGCUGCCGAGUUCACCUUCGAGGUAAGUAUACCUUCUUGA
Cyphellophora europaea CBS 101466 is the source of this 1149-nucleotide messenger RNA. RefSeq names its product agmatinase. Gene Ontology annotation, molecular function: metal ion binding; agmatinase activity. Lineage: Eukaryota; Fungi; Ascomycota; Eurotiomycetes; Chaetothyriales; Cyphellophoraceae. The transcript is spliced from 3 exons. Bases 1 to 1149 code for a protein of 382 amino acids. The record is from RefSeq and is a predicted model, not a curated record.